Molecule: messenger RNA, 5915 nt
Organism: Culex pipiens pallens (northern house mosquito)
Lineage: Eukaryota; Metazoa; Arthropoda; Insecta; Diptera; Culicidae
Exons: 15
Coding region: 446-5290 (1614 amino acids)
Biological process (GO): receptor guanylyl cyclase signaling pathway; cGMP biosynthetic process; intracellular signal transduction
Molecular function (GO): peptide receptor activity; protein kinase activity; guanylate cyclase activity
Source: RefSeq, a predicted model, not a curated record
CCCAAACAUCGUGAAAGCUGCUCGAAAAGUGACGUGCAUCGAGAUUGUCCUUCUGUUAUCAGUUGUGCUUAACGUGCAAAAGCAGCGUGCUGCCCCCCUCCACCAAAUCGUGAACGUGCAUAAUCAAAACCCUUAGUGGGGGUGAGGGAAAAAAAAGAGUGAAGGUGGUGUGAAAAUGCUCCCAGCGACACCCGCCGGUGUCAGGUCGUUCCGGUGGCAUUUGGGACGCAAGUUUCGCCGGAAGCGACGAUCCACAGCUGUCCAGCGCCAUUCGACGUAAACGCCACCCAGUCAUAUCAUAUCGGUUUCGUGCUUUGUUUUUUUUUCGUAGGGGAAGGUUCGUGUAGGGGGAGGGUGUGCAUUGUGAAGAGUUUAUUUUGUGUGAGAUCGUUCGUGAGCCAAGCAAAGUUGUAGUGAAAAAGGGGCCAAGCCGCCAGUUUUCCCCAUGAGGCACCCGAGUCGUGGCGCCACCAGCCAAAAACUGCUGAUUUUCGCAGUUUUGCUCGCGACAAGCAUCCGCCAAAUUUUACGGCCCGUUCAAGCUCGUACUUUGUUGCCGUCGCUGGGAAGCUUCAACGGUGACGACAACAACACCGGCUACAGCCGGUCACAGGACGAAACGUCGUCUGCGGAAGUGUUCAACGGAACCCAGCUCUUCCUGGAGGAGGAGGUCGUGGAGUUGACAAACUCAACGCUGGACCUGGAAGAAAGGGAAGAAGAACCGUCGUCCAGCUACGUUCUGGUCGUGGUACAAACGGCCAACCUGGAGCUGCUUCACCGGGAGCUGCUCAGCUUCGAGCAGUUGUUCUCCACGAGCAAGUUCCGGCGGAAGGUGCGCUUCCGACGGUGGAAAGAUAUGGCGACCUUCGAGCGCUGGCUAGCCGAUCCGGCCAUCGCGACGGUCCUGUACGCGGCGUCCACCCCCGGCGACGUCGAUGAGGACGGAUUCAAUACCUCGCAGGCGGCUGGCACUGACAGCGGCGGCGGCGGCUUCAUCGGGUUCUGUGACAGCCUGUCGACACAUCUGUCCGCCCGGUACGGCAAACCGGUGCUCUUCUGGCCCUGCCCCCGGAUGAAGCAAACGGACAAGUUUGUGCCGUCCUACGAGACGGUUUCGUUCGCCGUCAAAAGCAUCUCGCAGCAGUUCAACUGGACCGAGGCAACUUUGUUUGCGCCAGAUGCUAAUUGGGCGCUGCCGUUGGCACUGGCCAUCAGCAUGCCCAUUCCGACCCGGAUCGUGCUGGACGGCGAAGAGCUGGUGCGGAGUUCCGUGCCGGACAAGGCUGGCAGCGUGAUAAUCGUCUGCUCGUCCAUCAACUCACCCCACACAAUUGCCACCAUCCGGCGUCUCAGGACACUGCGCCGCACCAAGCUUCUCCUGCUGGACACCGCCGGCCAGACCACCAUCUUCGACGGCAGCAGCGGCCUCUACCGCAGUCUGGGUCGUCACGACGCCGCCGGUCGGCUCAACCUGCUGGUGCUGACGGCGCUAACCGAACGCUUCAAGCACGCCCUCAACGCGGUCCACGGCAUCGACCUAACCUCAAAUUACGAACGGCUCAGCGAGCGACUGCUGAAAAUUCGACUCGAUGACGACAGCGAGCUUGAAGAGGGACCUGCAAACGACAUCCGGCGGGGCUCAAGUGGACGGAACGUCCGUGUUCAGUGGCUUGCCGGUGUAAUUAAUUCGGCGAACCUGUCCUCGUCGAGCUGUGACUUCAAUUACCUGCAAACAAGCGCCAGCGAAGAGCUGGCAACACUGGCGCACGUGGACCACGACCGUUGUAGGACUCUUCUCGAAAGCUACUGCGGCGUUGAUGAGACCACUUACGGCAACUCUUCGUUCCAGUUCGAAAACGCUAGUGACAGUGAAGAAGUAGUGCGACAACAGCAGCAGGUCGACAUCAAUCGAUUAUGCACAUUAAUGCGUGAAAAUCGUGACCUUUUGGUGGAAAACUCCACCAACCCCUCGAAACGGCUCAUCUUCAGCGCAAACUUCCACCUGUACGAGUACAUCCUGGCGGUGGCCCGGAACGAGCCCCAUCUGCAGCAAAAGUUCGACUUUGUCGUGUUUGACCUGCAGAACGUAACGGCGGCCGUGUGGCGUCCGCUGUUGAUCGUGCGCCAGGAUCAGCUCGACUGGCAGCGCUUCACGAUGCACCCGGUGCAGCCGGGCUACGGGGACUGGAUGGUGGCAUCGGUGGCAACCAUCGAGUCGCUCUGGAUCUGCGGGCUGCUCUGUUGGGCCGUCAUCGGUGUGAUGGUGUUUAUGGUUGUGUCGAUCGUGUGUGCCAGCGUCGUGUUCAGCAUCGCCGUGAGAAACUAUCUGCUGAAAACCCGGCUCUCCAAGGGACCAAACAAGAUCGUUCUCUCGCCGUCGGAUUUCGUUUUUCCGGUUGACAUGAGAAGGGUUGACGAGGGUAUCGAGGCGAUGCUGUGCUGUUGGCUCCAGCAGCUGCAGGAGUUUGGCGGACCGGAAGUGGAAAAGCCGGACCUGCUGAAGGGUUCCAUCGGAUCGUUGAAAAAUCUGGGCCUUCCGGCGGCCAACACCACCAGCGCCGCCGCCACCACGAAAACAGGCUCGGGCAGCGGAACCCUGGGGCGGCCCUCGCUCGCCAACGCGGCUGGUACCGUGGGCGGCACGGGAGGAGGCCCCGGAAGUGGCAUCGGUGGCGGAUAUGGCGGUGGAUACGGUGGUGGAUACGGUGGCAUCGGAGGAGCACUGGAGUUCAAGGCACGGUACAACGGUGAUUUAGUGCAGCUGAAGGAAAUCCCGUCCAGCUCGUCGGGAUCGUCGUCGUCCCAGGAGCUCAAAAACCGGGCGAUGGAUCUGCUGGUGAUGGCGCACGGCUUACGGCACGAGAAUAUUAAUCCACUAAUAGGUUGGCUCAACGAACCCACCCGGACGGCCCUGGUGUUCGAGCACUGUUCCCGCGGCUCGCUGCAGGACGUGCUCAUUAUGGACGAAAUAAAACUGGACUGGACGUUUCGGCUGAGUCUACUGACCGACUUGGUUCGGGGGAUGCGCUACUUGCACGGGUCCCCAAUCCGGGUGCACGGGUCACUUUCGUCUCGGAACUGCGUGGUCGACGCCCGGUGGGUCCUCAAAAUCACCGACUACGGCAUUCCGGGCUUCUUCGAGGCCCAGGGUCUGGUUGCGCCGACGAAAAGUGCCAAGGACCUGCUCUGGACUGCGCCGGAAGCGUUGCGUGCCGCCAAGAGUUAUCCCCGGUGUGGAACCCAGGCCGCGGACGUGUACUCGUUUGGGAUCAUCAUGCAGGAGGUGGUCGUCCGCGGGGAACCGUUUUGCAUGCUGUCCCUCGCGCCGGAGGAAAUAAUCACCAAAAUCAAAAAGCCACCCCCGCUGAUUCGACCGUCGGUGUCCAAGGGAGCGGCCCCGCCGGAAGCCAUCAACAUCAUGCGCCAGUGCUGGGCCGAAAGUCCCGAGAUGAGGCCGGAUUUCGUAACAAUUUGCGAGCGGUUCAAGCAGCUGAACCACGGCCGAAAGGUAAACUUUGUCGACACCAUGUUCCAGAUGCUGGAAAAGUACUCCAACAACCUGGAGGAGCUGAUCCGCGAACGGACCGAGCAGCUCGACGUGGAGCGGAAAAAGACUGAACAGCUGCUGAACCGGAUGCUGCCGAGUUCCGUAGCGGACCGGCUCAAGCUGGGCCUGGCCGUCGAGCCGGAGGAGUUUGCCGAGGUGACGAUCUACUUCAGCGACAUCGUGGGCUUCACGACGAUCGCCGCCCACUGUACGCCCGUCCAGGUGGUGGACCUGCUGAACGAUCUGUACACGUGCUUCGACGCCACGAUCAACGCGUACAACGUGUACAAGGUAGAAACCAUCGGCGACGCGUACAUGGUCGUCGGUGGGCUGCCCGUCCGGACGCCCGAUCACGCCGAACAGAUUGCCACGAUGGCGCUGGAUCUGCUGCACCAGAGUGGGAACUUUAAGGUGCGCCACCUGCCGGGAGUUCCGCUGCAGCUGCGCAUCGGACUGCACACAGGUCCAUGCUGUGCGGGGGUCGUCGGGCUGACAAUGCCCCGGUACUGUUUGUUCGGUGACACCGUCAACACGGCGUCCCGCAUGGAGUCAACAGGUUCCUCGUGGCGCAUCCACAUGUCCCCGCAGACCUGCAAUCUGCUGGAGCAGGCCGGCGGCUACGUCAUCGAGCCACGUGGCCCCAUCGAGAUCAAGGGCAAGGGCAAAAUGCACACCUACUGGCUGCUCGGCAAGAAGGGCUUCGACAAGGUGCUGCCGACGCCCCCGCCAAUCGGGGAAUCACAUGGCCUGGACAUUGCCAUCCUCCGCAAGUCACUGUUCCAGUCGGAGCAGAACAACCAGCAGCAGCAGCAGCAGUACCAACACCCGAUCGUCUCCGUCGACAGCCACAACGGCGGUUCCACAACUGCCAACCACUCGUCCAGCCACUCACCGUCGGUCGCGGGCGAGUCGAUAGACGUGAAGGUCGAAAUCACCCCACCGAUGGCCAGCGACAAUCCCCCGUUGAUGGCUUCGAUAUCGAUCGACUCGGGCUCGUCCAACGCCAACUACACGCUCAACAUGGGAGACUUUGGGGCGAAGACUCCGCUGCCAAGUCCGCAGGCCCGCAAGUUGUCGGAGAUUGUGUCGGACACGACGUUCCUCAGCGCCAACUCCAGCUUCAACCGACUGAAUCCGUCCCCACCGGGAAGUUCCUCGACGCGGCUGUUCAAGAGGAUUGAGGAAAUGAUCGACUUGAGCUCGCCGUACAACUACUACAAGUGUCUGAGUCCAAGCGAGAGCAAUCUUUCGCAGUGUCACAUCGACGGGCGGUUCCACGGCUAUCAGGUCAACCGGAUGGACUGUUCGAGCAAACCCGGCUCGACCCGUUUCCUGCGGCGCCAGUUCAGUCUGGACAAGGACGACGUUGGACCGUCGAUGAGCAACAGCCAAAAGGCUACGCUGGACACGAUCUCGUCGAUCUCGAUCGAUCGCGACCAGCUGGCCCGCAUGGGAACACUGUCGUCGAUCCCGUCCAUAAGCUCCGCCAACUCGGUGUCGAUGUCGGCGUCCAAGCAGCAACGCACCAUCGGCAUCCACAAACAGCAAUCGGCCAGCGUGGCCCAAGAUCUGGAAAAGAUUGAGGAGAUCCCGCUGUCGCCGCAGUCCCAGUUCCUGGUGAACCACAACACCACCAACAGCAACAGCACCUCCAGCCUGCAGUCGGAUGUCAACGAGAAGGCACGGUCCGCCCAAAACGGCAAGGAACUGUGCCUCAGCAUCGAAGCACUCGGGCUGAGGUGAGCUCAGCUGGACGACGACGGUCACCUGCGGCGACGGACCAUGGCCACCAGCAGGUUCUGCUUCAGCCUCGAGCGAUGAUCCUCUAAACCGCGUCUAACAAACCUAACACACACUGUACACGCACUUCAGGGUAAUCACAAAUCAAAAUGAUCAAAAAACAUGAAAAAAACUCAAGUCUGAUUGUUAUUAUGAGUAUUCUCGCGCCGCAUCUUUAGGGCCAGUCGUAGACUCUAUCCGGAUGUUAUAUCAACUCGAAAAGGGGACAUUUAUAGCAAUGUACUUGCGGUACUGUUACUGUCGUUUCAAGGGUCUCGUGUCGCAUGGCGACUGACUGUUUAAAAUCUAUUAACCUGUACACGAAGCACUUGACCGGAUCACACACACGGCUGUAAAAGAGUAGUAAGUAUUGUUAAAAGUAAAGACUAGACUAAGAAGACGUUUUAGAAUACCACCAAUAAUUAAGCAUUUGUUAUAAAUGGACUGUAGAGAUAAUCAAUGUUAACGUGUAGAGAAAGAGAUGGGUUUCGUUGCAUUUUUUUUAAUUGAUGUGAAAUGUAUUCAUUUUAAACCGUUUGUAAAAAAAAACAGGUUUAAUGUUGCCUUUAAUUAAAAAAAAACAAUUAUU